Messenger RNA from Hymenoscyphus albidus, 3498 nucleotides. Lineage: Eukaryota; Fungi; Ascomycota; Leotiomycetes; Helotiales; Helotiaceae. The record is from the annotation of a GenBank genome assembly.
AUUUGAGGGAUUUUUAUUCUCAGCAAUCGCCUUCUCAGCAACGGCAGCGGCUCGUAAUGUGAGGCAUUUUGGCCUCCUCCAAUUUGAUUGAGCAAUCAGAUAGAGUGCUCGGUGUUGGUUCUUUGUUGGUAGUUCUUAUCUAGGGCUGGGUCGUCGCGAGAAUACCAUGUGGCGUAAACCCUCAUCGCUCUCGGGCAUGCGACCGAGACUUGGUACUGUAGAGCAUGACGAUUUGAAGCUCGGCGCCCCCAAAAAUUGGGUUUCUGUGAAUGAGGAGGUUCCCCAUUCACUUUGUUGAGGCAGUGCAAGCAGCUCUUCGGGAUGGGAGACGAUAAGUACGAAGUAGGUGUCAGCUCCUUUGUUUCCCUUAUUGUCCCUCGGCCACCACGCCCUCUCAUUCCAUAACUCGUGUGCAUCAAGCUUUAUUGGCAUAUUGCUUGUUUCUCAUCACAAUCAUUCUCCAAAAUUGUGAUGGCAACCUCAAUUGAUUCUCUCAAUAUCCGAGAUGAAGACGAAAUCCGUUCGGUAAACUCCCACACCCGCGCGGAUUCUCCUGUUCGUAGGGACGCUUCAAUUUUGGAGAAAGACAAUACUCGGGAUAUCGAAGAGCAGGCAAUUCAGAUAGCGAAUGCGGACUUGAACAGCAGAAACAAGCAGGUAUGGAAUUCCUAUGCUAGGUUCGUUGGGCUUGUCUCUAAUGCUGGAAAGACUUAUACAGGAUGGAUGCUAUUAUGGCUUUCCUAUCAAUCAACCGGUGUCAUAUACGGUGACAUUGGCACAUCCCCGCUAUACGUUUACUCCUCAACCUUCACUAGUCAACCUUCAUACGAUGAUUUAGUUGGUGCACUUUCGAUCAUCAUAUGGACUCUCACAAUAAUGGUUUCAAUCAAAUACUCGUUUAUUGUUUUGGCUGCGGAUGAUGAUGGUAAGCUUUGUCAGCUGCAUUAGGUGAUUUCCGAUAAUGUUAAUAAAUCUUCAUAGGUGAGGGAGGAACGUUUGCACUUUACAGCUUACUCGCGAGAUAUGCCAAUAUUGUUCGGAAAGAUCCGAACAUAGCUGGAACUAUAAGGAUGGAGCGACAUUCCUCGGGGGACUUGAAGCCGGUAAAUAAAGGUGUCAGAAGCUUCAUUGAGAAUUCUCCAUUGUCACGAACGAUGUUGAAGUUCCUUGGUGUACUAGGAGUUUCUAUGGUUAUGUCGUAAGUUCUACAGUAAACGGUAUAAGCUUGUGUAAUUCUAACAUUCUCUAGGGAUGGAGUUCUUACACCCGCACGUAAGCAAGCUCAUCCUAUCAGAGCCCAAUUCGAAAUAUCAGUUCACAGCAAAGCAUAUUAAAUGCUCUCCAAAUCCGAUUAAAUCUAACUUGCUGAUAAUAGAAUCGGUUUUGGGGGCAAUCCAAGGUCUCAGAGUAGCGCGGCCAGACAUCUCGACGUGUACGUUUUAUGUUCUACUAUCAUUUGAAAAGCGGACAUACUAACAAGCUUUAUUUAAGCUACCAUUGUUGGUGUAACCUGCACAAUUCUUGUCCUCCUAUUUGCGAUCCAGCCAUUCGGAACAACCAGAAUUGCUUCUUCAUUCGCGCCAAUUAUCAUAGUGUGGCUUCUUUUCAACAUGUGUUGCGGAAUAUACAACCUCUCAAUGUUUGACCAUACCGUUCUGAAAGCAUUCAGUCCUCAUUUCGCCAUCAAUUAUUUUGUACGAAAUAAAGAAGAGGGUUGGAGAUCGCUCGGUGGCUUGUUGCUAGCUUUCACCGGAGUCGAAGCGCUAUUCGCAGAUCUCGGUGCCUUUAGCCAGAGGGCGGUGCAAAUAUCCUGGCUUGGUUUCGCUUUCCCUUGUCUGCUAUUAGGAUAUAGCGGACAAGCUGCUUUCAUAUCUCAGGUUUGACUACCACUCUUCAACUUUAGGAAAACUACUAAUCAGUUUCCUUAGGAUCCAACAGGAGAAGCAUACACCAACCCAUUCUUCAACUCCGUGCCACCAGGAUCGUUUUAUUUCAGUCUGGUCAUUGCAGUAUUGGCAGCUGUGGUUGCUAGUCAAGCUAUGAUCACGGCUUGCUUUCAACUUCUCGCUCAGGUCAUGAGAAUGUCCUACUUUCCCCACAUCAAGACCGUUCAUACCUCCAGAUUAUUUCAUGGUCAAAUUGUGAGUACGACCUGGCUAAAGUUCCAUCUUCCUGCUAAUAGAAGCUAGUACAUGCCAUUUGCCAACUGGCUGCUGAUGAUCGGAACGGUCAUUGUAACUGCAGUGUACUAUAAUACCACCCGACUGGGUAAUGCGUACGGCGUCUGCGUCAUAUUCGUAACAUUUGUCACUACAGUCAUGGUUUCACUCGUUGCGCUCAUCAUCUGGCGCUUUAAUUAUCUCGUCGUAUUUAUAUUCUUCCUCAUUUUCGGUUGCUUGGACGGGGUUUACCUUUCUUCGGCACUUACAAAAGUCCCAACGGGUGCAUGGUUUACGCUUAUGCUUUCCGCAAUUCUCUCAACCAUUUUUGUAUUAUGGCGAUUUGGAAAAGAAAACCAAUGGACUGCCGAAAAAGAAGAUCGAUUCGGAAUGUCGCAUCUUCUCACAACCUCCAAAGACGGGGAAACGAAAUUGACAGAGGCUUUUGGUGGCAUGACAGUUUCAAAAGUCAAUGGACUCGGAAUAUUCUUCGAUAAAAUCGGCGACAAAGUUCCAGUCGUCUUCACUCAAUUUGUGCGAAAGUUCUGCGCUCGUCCCGAGAUCAUGGUCUUCUUCCACAUGCGUCCUCUCUCUGAGCCUAGUAUUCCUGAAGCAGAAAGAUACAUCGUCCAACGAACCAGUAUCCCCUUCUGCUAUCGCUUGACUAUUAGGCAUGGCUAUACCGAUGACAUUGUCACACCAGACCUCGCACGUCUCGUCAUAGAACAGCUGGUUCUUCAUAUCACGAGCGACACUAUUGCAUCAGCUGCCAACUCUUACAACUCGAGUGUAAAAGCUGUGAUUGUCAAUCACAGCCCGGCAAUACAACAGGAGUUGUAUACCUUGACCAAGGCUGCGCAGACUCAAAUUGUGUAUGUGAUGGGUAAGGAGCAGAUGAAGAUUAAGCAAGGAACCAACAUUUUCCGACGGGCUGCUCUGUGGGCUUUCUUGUGGAUCCGGGAGAAUAGUAGAACGAAGAUGGCGGAUAUGAAUAUUCCGUUCGACCAGAUGGUUGAGGUUGGAUUUGUCAAGGAGAUUUGAGAAGAUUUUGAGGCAGAUGGGAGGGGAAAGAAUGGAUUAGGAAGCUAGGAAUUUGGUGGAAGAGAUACCCCUGUGUAUAGUUGGGCAAACAGUUACUACACUAUGCUCUUGGGCGUGUCUUAUAUAAAAGUAUGAUAGUUGUUUUUGGAAGGGAAAAAAAAUGUUUACGGUUUUGUUUGACGUUUCAUGACAGCGGACAACAAGGAUUAUUGUCUCUUCUGUUUAUAGUCGGCUAUUUAGAGCACUCUGUAUUUCAAAAGAAUGUGUACUCCAAUCAUAAGUUGGAAUUCAGUCUGGC